AUGUCAGCUGUAAACAGUACAUUGUUGGAGCACUCGAAUCGACUUGAACAAUUUAAAAAUCAAGAGUCGGAUAGCGAGGCGAUCAGAUUGAGAAACGAAAAUCUUGAACUUAAAAAGGAAAAUGGGCGCUUGACAGAGCAGAUAAAUAAUUUGAGUUGCACUCUAACUGACCUUCAAGAUAAAGUGAAACAGGCGGAAGAAGAGAAAGCCAGUCUAAUUACAGCUAUCUGGCUAUUAAACAAAGAAUUAGGAGUCAACCAACCAUUAAAUAGUAGCGAGUCAACUGGAGAGAAAAUUAAUUCCGACGAAGCUGACGACUGUCAACGUUGUCAACAACUGAGUAGAGCCUAUCCGGAUAUUCCAACCCAAAAUAGAUAUUCUACACUAGCGAUAUCUGGACCGCAAGUUAUCGAAGAGACUGUCGAAGCCAUUCAGAGGCAAGCCAGUGGGCAAGGAUUGCAAGCUAUCGAAGUAGAAGAGCCUGUCGAAGCUAUCCAGAGCCAAGCCAGUGGACAAGGUCAAACAUCAACAUCAACACAAGACGUCGAUAAGUCGAGCGAUAAACCGAAAUCAGUUUUGAUUAUUGGAGACUCCAUAAUUAAGCACAUAGACCCCCGAAAACUCUCCAAAAAGACAGUCUAUAAGCGGUCGUUUCCAGGUAAAAGAGUCGAAGAAAUACAUGAUGAAAUAGACAAUAUACAAAUGAACGAUGAACUAUCAUAUGUAAUUAUUCAUGUAGGUACGAAUAAUCUAUCAUCCGAAAGCGUAGACUCAUGUGUUCGAAAAAUACAAAAGCUGGCUUUGAAGACUCGCAGAAAAUUUUAAAAUUCAAAGAUUGGCAUCUCCAGCAUUAUACAUAGAGAUGAUAUCAAUGUGUCGGCAAAGUUAUCUGCAGUCAAUGGAAAGUUAAAGGAGAUGGCUAACAAUGAUGACUUUGUUUUUAUUGACAAUUCGCGUAUUGAUGGAACAUGCCUCAACGGCAGCAAACUACAUUUGAACGCAAAGGGAUCGGCUUAUUUAGCCAAUAAUUUUAUAAAAUUUAUUAGGCCAUUGGGAAAACGAGCGAAGCUGCAAACGGGGUUUUUAAACCCAAUACAUCAGCUGGGACAACUACUAACCCAGCUAACAACCCAACCAACGACAAUUCCACUAUACAAGAAACCUCGCCGUUAGAUGUUGGGAAUGACAAUUCAGGUAAAGCAUGCCGUGGUCCAACAAUGGGUGAGUUUGAUUCUUCAUUGCAUUGCGUCGCUAGAUUAAAAGGCCUAAAAAUUGCUAGUAUAAAUGUCAAUAGCUUAUUGAAACACAUUGAGGAAAUUAGGCAUCUGUUAUUUAAAUUUCCCUUCGAUAUUUUUGCUAUUAAUGAAUCCAAAAUAGAUGAUUUUGUAAUGGAUGGGGAAAUAAGUAUCCCUGGUUUUAACUUGAUAAGAAAGGACCGUAAUAGGGCAGGAGGCGGUGUGGUGUUGUACAUCAGAGACAACCUAUCCUAUUUGGAUAGGAAUGACUUGGUGCCCGAUCGUCUUGAGAUGCUGUGUGCUGAAAUUACUCGCCCCUUUAGCAAGUCGCUUUUUGUCUGCACAUGGUAUAGGCCUGAAAAUAAGGAAUUGAUUAUAAUUGGUGAUAUUAACUGCGAUGUUAUGAAAACCUCACCAGAUGCCCAUACACGACAAUUAAACUUUUUGUGUUCUCUUUAUCAACUUGACCAAUUAAUUAAUAAACCUACAAGAGAGACCAACACCUCGGCGACCUUGAUUGAUUUGGUCUUAACUAAUGCUAAAGAAAACAUUUCGACGUCUGGUGUAAUAAAUAUGGGAUGUCUGACCAUAGUUUGA
Molecule: messenger RNA, 1832 nt
Organism: Paramuricea clavata
Lineage: Eukaryota; Metazoa; Cnidaria; Anthozoa; Malacalcyonacea; Plexauridae
Source: the annotation of a GenBank genome assembly